Tripterygium wilfordii is the source of this 2005-nucleotide messenger RNA. Its product is annotated as monogalactosyldiacylglycerol synthase 2, chloroplastic. NCBI's taxonomy places the organism in Eukaryota, Viridiplantae, Streptophyta, Magnoliopsida, Celastrales, Celastraceae. The record is from RefSeq and is a predicted model, not a curated record. Gene Ontology annotation, biological process: glycolipid biosynthetic process. The transcript has 8 exons. Bases 257 to 1672 code for a protein of 471 amino acids. Gene Ontology annotation, molecular function: hexosyltransferase activity.
CGCCCCAAUAACAAACAACCCCCCUCUCAAUCUUCUUAUACCAUAACAUUGCCAACUCCGAACCUCUCAGAGACCUCAGACACACAACCAACGACCACCCAGAAGUUUCCCUCAACCUGUCUCCUUCUCUUCCUCUGCCGGAAAACCAAUUUUCCGGUGGUGGGUAGGGAAUUUGACGGCAAAUUCCAUCUGGGUUUUCUUACUUUUUUGAUUCUGUUGUUGGUACAUCUGUUAUUGGGUUUCUUGUUUUACAAGGAUGGUGAUGAAAGUUGCGACUCCAAGAAGGACAGCGUCUCUAACAGAGAAGGUGUUGCAGAGAGUGUAUGGGAAUUUCAAUAACAUCAAUAGUAAUCAUCAUCAUGGGAAUCACCAAUUGAUGCACAGAAGGUGUUUGAUUGAAAGCGAGGAUUUUGAUUAUGAGGAGGACGAUGGGAAUAUGGAGUUGAUGCAGAUUGGUGCUGAGAGGACCAAGAAUGUCUUGAUAUUGAUGAGUGAUACGGGUGGUGGUCACCGUGCCUCCGCCGAAGCCAUCCGUGACGCGUUCAAGUUGGAGUUUGGGGAUGAAUACAGGAUAUUUGUUAAGGAUGUUUGGAAGGAGUACACAGGCUGGCCUUUGAACAAUAUGGAAAGGAGUUACAAGUUCAUGGUUAAACAUGUCCAGCUAUGGAAAGUAGCGUUUCACGGUACCUCCCCAAGAUGGAUUCAUAGCUGCUAUUUAGCCGCCAUUGCUGCCUAUUAUGCCAAAGAGGUGGAGGCUGGUCUAAUGGAGUACAAGCCAGACAUUAUCAUCAGUGUCCAUCCUUUGAUGCAACAUAUUCCUUUAUGGGUUCUUAAGUGGCAAGGUCUUCAAAAGAAAGUGAUAUUUGUUACAGUCAUUACAGACCUUAAUACCUGCCAUCCGACAUGGUUCCAUCCUGGGGUUAACAGAUGCUACUGCCCGUCAAAUGAAGUAGCCAAAAGGGCUUUAGAAGAUGGCUUAGAAGAGUCUCAAAUUCAGGUUUUCGGUUUACCUAUUCGACCUACUUUUGCUCGUGCAGUUCUUUCCAAGGACCUGUUGAGGGAAGAGCUUGAAAUGGAUCCUAACUUACCUGCAGUUUUACUAAUGGGAGGAGGUGAAGGCAUGGGCCCUGUCAAGAAAACUGCAAGGGCUCUUGGAGAAUCAUUAUUCAAUAAAGAAUUUGGGAAACCAAUCGGGCAAUUAGUUAUCAUAUGUGGCCGCAACAAGGCCCUUUUGUCCUCACUGGAAUCCGAGGAAUGGAAGAUCCCAGUUAAGGUUAGAGGAUUCGAAACCCAGAUGGAGAAAUGGAUGGGAGCUUGUGACUGUAUCAUUACUAAAGCUGGUCCUGGUACAAUAGCAGAGGCAUUGAUCAGAGGGCUUCCAAUCAUUCUCAAUGACUACAUUCCUGGACAAGAGAAGGGCAAUGUGCCUUAUGUGGUGGACAAUGGUGCUGGUGUAUUCACCAGAAGUCCUAAAGAGACGGCAAGAAUUGUCACGGAAUGGUUCAGCACCAAAACAGACGAGCUUAAGAGAUUAUCAGAGAAUGCACGUAAACUGGCACAGCCGGAAGCCGUGUUCAACAUUGUAAAGGACAUCAAUGAGCUUGCUAGCCAACGUGGUCCGCUAGCUAAUGUCCCUUACGUAUUGACUUCCUCAUUCACAAGCCUAAUAUAAUCUUCAUAGCUAUCUCGAAUUUGAAAAGUCGAAAAAAAAAGAGGUUAGGAUGCUUGUACAGCUAGCUCUAUUAUCAUCAUUCUUUGCUUCUAAAAGGCUUUGGUCCCCAUAGCAGUAGUUAAAGUUCUGCUAAAUAAGCACUGAUGUUUGGAAGGGUUGUGUUCAUUUUUCUUCUGGUUGGGCGGUAUUUUAGGGUCAAGUUAGUAUUGUGUUGUAUGUAAGAUGUCAUUGUUGGAAAAAUAAAAUAUAUCCAUAUGGGCUUAGUUGCUCUCAAGUGAAGAAACUAAACCUUACAAGGCUUGAGAAAUGUCAAAAAAUUAAGCUUUAUAAGCA